Sphaerulina musiva SO2202 is the source of this 3250-nucleotide messenger RNA. RefSeq names its product transcription elongation complex subunit. Gene Ontology annotation, molecular function: nucleosome binding. Gene Ontology annotation, biological process: positive regulation of transcription elongation by RNA polymerase II; transcription elongation by RNA polymerase II. Lineage: Eukaryota; Fungi; Ascomycota; Dothideomycetes; Mycosphaerellales; Mycosphaerellaceae. The coding region runs from base 94 to 3177 and encodes 1027 amino acids. Gene Ontology annotation, cellular component: FACT complex. The record is from RefSeq and is a predicted model, not a curated record. The transcript has a single exon.
UUUCACCUCCAUCCACCUCUACCUCCCAUUGUCAUCGCCGACUCAGCAACCCACCAUCAUCAGCGGUGAUUCAAGGCCCCACCCACCGCGACGAUGGCGGACGAAGUCAGCAUCGACAAGACGCAGUUCCACAAUCGGCUGUCGUCGCUGAUCACGGCCUGGAAGAACGACAAGCGCAGUGGCAACAAUGUCUUCGGCGACGUGGGCAGCAUCGUCGUGUGCAUGGGCAAGAGCGAUGAGACGGCGGGCUUUCACAAGGCUAAUGGCCUGCAGUUCUGGCUGCUAGGCUACGAGUUCCCUGCCACUCUCUUCCUGAUCUUGCUGGAUACCAUGUUCAUCGUCACCACGAAGAAAAAGGCGGCCUACCUGGAUGUGCUCAAAGAGGGCAAGACCCCCGUUGAAAUCAUCGUCCGGGGCAAGGAUGCCGAGGAGAACGCAAAACAGUUCGAGAAGAUCAAGGAGAAGAUCAAGGACGCUGGAAAGAAGGUGGGAACAUUGCCUAAAGACUACUCGGGCGGACCUUUUGUCACCGAGUGGAAGAGCGCAUUUAGUGAGCUCAGCAAGGAUGUGGAGGAGUUCGAUAUCAGCACAGCUCUUUCUGCCAGCAUGGCCGUCAAGGAUGAGAAUGAGCUGCGAUCAAUCAGAAACGCUUCCAGCGCAUCUGCAUAUCUGAUGCGCGAGUACUUCGUUGAGACCAUGUCCGAUGUCCUGGACAAGGAGAAGAAGGUCACACACAAGGCGUUUGCUACAAAAGUUGCCAACAAGCUGGACGAUGACAAGUUUUUCCGCGGAAUGAAGGGCGUGGGCAAGUUCGACCCGCAGCAGCUAGACUGGAGCGUGGCGCCGACAGUGCAGAGUGGUGGCAACUUUGAUCUCAAACUGCAGGCUGAGCCGGAUGACAACAACAUGCACCAGCCGGGUGUGAUUAUCUCGGCAUUUGGCCUGCGGUACCAGACAUAUGCGUCUCAACUCGCGCGCACAUAUUUGGUGGAGCCAAACAAGGCGCAGGAAAACAUGUAUAAGCUUCUCCUCAGCGUGCAUGACACCGUGAUGAAAGAGUUGCGGGAUGGCGUUGCAGCCAAGGACGUGUACAACAAGGCUGUAGCUGUUGUCAAGGCCAAGAAGCCGGAGCUGGUGGAACACUUUGUCAAGAGCGUGGGAGUUGGCAUUGGUAUUGAGUCCAAAGAUCCCACGCUCACUCUCAACGCGAAGAAUGGGCGCCAGAUCAAGGACGGCAUGACCUUUACCAUCACCACCGGUUUCUCGAACCUCGAAAACCCGAAUGCGAAAGACAAGAAGCGUGAAGGCACCUAUUCUCUCCUUCUGAGCGACACGGUGCGGGUCACAUCCGCCGGAGAAGCGUACUGCUUCACCAAAGAGGCGCCGCGUGAUAUGGAAAGCGCAUCUUUCUUCUUCAAUGAUCCGGAAGAGGAAGAGAAAAAGCCCAAGCCCAAGAAGGACUCGCGUGUCGGUGCGGUGGCUUCGUCCAACAUCACGAAGUUUCGUCUGCGUGGCCAAGGCGGCACCACGCAAAACGAAGAGAAGGAACAGGCACGUAGAGAGCACCAGAAAGAGCUCCAUCAGAAGAAGCAAGCGGAUGGUCUCGAGCAGUAUCGGGAGGGCCACGGCAACCUGAACGGUACACAGGAGAAGAAGUUCAAGCGAUUCGAAUCGUACAAGCGCGUCGAGUCGUUGCCAUCACGCGUCAAGGACCUCACCAUUCUGGUUGAUGCAAAGAACUACUCCCUCAUCCUGCCGAUCAUGGGCCGUCCGGUGCCCUUCCACAUCAACACGAUCAAGAACGCUACGACCAGUACCGAGGGCGGAUUCACAUACCUCCGCAUCAACUUUCUGUCGCCCGGUCAAGGUGUAGGCAGAAAAGAUGAACAGCCAUUCGAGGAUCCCGCGGCCCAAUUCAUCCGAUCGCUGACGUUUCGCAACAAAGAUGCCGAUCGCAUGGAGGAUGUGCGAGAACAGCUCACGGAGAUGAAGAAGGCAUCGGUGCGCAAAGAGCAAGAGAAGAAAGACAUGGAGGAUGUUGUGGAGCAAGAUAAGCUCGUAGAGAUUCGCAACCGACGACCAUUUCGGCUGGACAAUAUUUACAUGCGGCCAGCCAUGGAGAGCAAGCGCAUUGGAGGCGCAGUGGAAAUUCACCAGAAUGGUCUGCGCUACAAUCACCUGGGGAAUGCAAAGAUUGACAUUUUAUUUGGCAAUGUCAAGCACCUCUUCUUCCAACCGUGUGCGGGCGAGCUGAUUGUCAUCAUCCACGUUCACCUGAUCAAUCCUAUCAUUAUUGGCAAGAGGAAAACGAAGGAUAUCCAGUUCUACCGCGAAGCCACAGAGAUGCAGUUCGACGAGACGGGGAAUCGCAAGCGAAAGCACCGAUAUGGUGAUGAAGAGGAGUUCGAGGCGGAGCAAGAAGAGAAAAGACGACGAGCGCAACUGGACAAGGAGUUUAAACAGUUUGCCGAGAAGAUUGCCGAUGCGGGAAAGAGCGAAGGCAUCUCUGUAGACAUGCCUUUCCGUGAUCUGGGAUUCAAUGGUGUGCCCAGUCGGUCAUCGGUCAUGAUUCAGCCCACGACGGACUGCCUGGUGCAGUUGACGGAGCCCCCAUUCAUGGUCAUCACACUGACGGACAUUGAAGUGGUGCACUUGGAGCGUGUGCAGUUUGGACUGAAGCAGUUUGACAUGGUGGUCGUGUUCAAGGACUUCACGCGGCCUCCAGCGCACAUCAAUACGAUCCCUGUUGAAGCGCUCGAUGGAGUUCGCGACUGGCUGGACUCUGUGGAUAUCCCAUUUAGCGAAGGCCCUCUCAACUUGAACUGGGCUACCAUCAUGAAGACAGUCAUCCAAGACCCCCACACAUUCUUCGCAGAUGGUGGGUGGAGCUUUCUGGGCACCGAGUCGGACGAUGAAGGAUCGGGUGACGAAGAAGAGGAGAGUGCAUUCGAGGCAUCCGACGACGAUCUCGACUCGGAAUCGAGUGAAGACGAGUCUGACUUUGACGACGAUGCGAGCGCGGAAGCCAGCGAGGAGGAUGUCAGUGAUGAGGAUGAGGGUGAAGAUUGGGACGAGCUGGAGAAGAAGGCAGCUCGUAAGGAUCGCGAAGGAGGAAUGGGGGAGGACGAUGGCGAGAGCAAGAAGAAAAGUAGCAGCAGCAAGAGCAAGAAGCGAUAGUUUUCCACGGUAGUAUGGUGUCAAUGAAAGUAUAGCGGGGCGUUGAUUGAUUCUUGAGGGGUUGGUGUAGCGG